Molecule: messenger RNA, 7356 nt
Organism: Bacillus rossius redtenbacheri
Lineage: Eukaryota; Metazoa; Arthropoda; Insecta; Phasmatodea; Bacillidae
Gene: nolo
Product: protein madd-4
Exons: 25
Coding region: 1-3612 (1203 amino acids)
Biological process (GO): extracellular matrix organization
Source: RefSeq, a predicted model, not a curated record
AUGACAACCACUGUUCAUUCUCAGUCCUGCACGGGCUGGUCGCCGUGGUCCGCCUGGAGCACGUGCUCCCGCAGCUGCGACGGCGGCGCCUCGUCCCAGCUGCGCCGCUGCCGCUCGCCCGCCGGCUGCCGCGGCGAGGCCGUGCGCUACAAGAUCUGCAACAUGCAGCCGUGCCCCGAGGGCGCCGAGUUCCGCGCGCAGCAGUGCUCGCAGUUCGACGCGGUGCCGCACGAGGGCGGGCUGCUGCGCUGGACGCCGCACUACGGCGACCAGGAGGCGCCCUGCGCGCUCACGUGCCGCGGGCAGGCGGCGGCCGGCGACGCCGUGGUGGCGCGCCUCGCAGACUCCGUGCUGGACGGCACGCGCUGCCGCCCCGGCAGCCUCGACAUGUGCAUCCGCGGCGAGUGCCAGGUGGUGGGCUGCGACCUGGAGAUCGGCUCGCUGAAGAAGGUGGACGAGUGCGGCGUGUGCGGCGGCGACGGCUCGUCGUGCGCGCGGCCGCUCUACCACUGGGAGGAGACGGCGUCCUCGCUGUGCUCCGUCACCUGCGGCGGAGGGUACAAGAUGUCGACGCCGGUGUGUCGUAACCGCGUGUCGGGCCAGGCGGCACAGGAGGAGCUGUGCGACGCCUCCCUGAGGCCCGACCCGCAGGUGGUGCAGUGCAACGGCCACCCCUGCCCCGCCAAGUGGGCGAUAGCCGAGUGGGGGCCCUGCUCAGCCAGCUGCGGCGGCGGAGCCCGUCUGCGGCAGGUACACUGCGCGCAAGAAGCCAACGGCACCAAGCUCAAGGUGCCGGACCACCUGUGCCACGGCCGCAAGCCCAGGCACCAGGAGAGCUGCGGCCAGGAGGACUGCCCGGCCUGGAUCACGGACUCCUGGAGCGGGUGCUCGGUGUCGUGCGGCGAGGGCUACCAGGCGCGCGGAGUGCACUGCAAGGACGCGGCGGGGGCGGCCAGCAUCCUGUGCGACCUGGCGUCCAAGCCGGUCCCCGCUCAGCCCUGCCGCACGGGCAUCCCCUGUCCAGCGCGCCGCAGCUCGUCGCCGGAGGUGUACCUGGGGCGAGGCCACACGCAGCCGCUGGUGCACCCCUACCCGCCGUCGCCCUCCCGCGCCACGGCGCAGAGGCUGGUGGGCCAGCAGGUGGUGCCGUCAGAGUCCACCCAUUUCGAAAUGUUGUUUGCGUGCGGCUGGUUGUAUUUGAGCUUCAUCGCCGAGGAGUGGGGCCCGUGCUCGGCGAGCUGCGGCGAGGGGGUGCGGCGGAGGGAGGUGCACUGCAAGAUCUUCCUGGAGUUCUCCAAGACCAUCGCGCGCCUGCCCGACGAGAAGUGCCAGGGUCCGAGGCCGCGCGACCUGGAGCCGUGCGCGCGCCCGCCCUGCCUCGCCAACGAGAUCGGGGUCGUUGUGCGUGACGACCCAACGAGGUCGGCCAUCAAGGUGGCCGCCGGAACCUCGGGCCUGACCUACUCGUGGAAGGACCAGGGCUUCACGCACUGCAGCGCCUCUUGCCUCGGAGGCGUGCAGGAGUCGCUGAUCACGUGUGUCCAGGACCACGACCAGAAGCCCGUGAGCCCGUACCUGUGCGCGCAGGAAGCGCGGCCCGAGGCCAUCAUCCGCACGUGCAACGACGUGCCGUGCCCGCCGCGCUGGAACUACUCCGACUUCCAGCCGUGCACCAAGCCGUGCGGCUUCGGCAUCCAGACGCGCGAGGUGAACUGCAUCCACGAGGUGACGCGCGGCGGCGCCAACACGGUGGUCGUGCCGAGCAGCAUGUGCCCGCAGCCGCCGCCGCCCGACCGCCAGUACUGCAACGUGCUGGACUGCCCCGUGCGCUGGCACGCCGCCGAGUGGAGCAAGUGCUCGCGGAGCUGCGGCGGCGGCGUGAAGACGCGGCAGGUGGACUGCAAGCAGGUGAUGGCGCAGAACCACGUGGUGCCGCGGCCGCCCUCCAAGUGCCCCGCUGCCAAGCCGGCCGACAGGAAGCCCUGCAACACCAAGGCGUGCGCCCCCGAGACGGAGCGGCCGCACAUCGCCGCCUCCAACACCACCUACGUGCAGCAGAAGGCGGCCAAGAAGAAGGUCACGCUCAAGGUGGGCGGCCAGGCCACCGUCUUCUGGGGCACGCAGGUCAAGAUCAAGUGCCCCGUCAAGAGGUUCAACAGAACAAAGAUUCUGUGGACCAAGGAUCGCACCACUUACCUUUCUAACAACAAGAAGUACAAAAUUUCAAAAAAAGGUGCAUUAAGAAUUCAAGACGUCACACACAGAGAUAGUGGCGUAUAUACGUGCGUCGCCGGGCUGUCGACGGCAGACCUGGCGCUGGCCGUCAGGUCGCGCCCGGGGGAGUUCCUCAGCUCGGAGGAGAUCGAGCACCAGAACAGGAACGGCAACCGGAUACCGGACCGCGCCGGACUCGACGACCCCAACAUCGACAUUCAAGCGGGCCCCAUCCACGACGCGCGACGGCCGUUCCCGCUGGGGGACGACCUGAGCCACGAGAAGCCCGGCGAGGUGCUGCCCCCGCCGCCCCAGAAGGCGAACCGCCUCUGGCCGCCCGACACGCCGCCGCCGCCGCCGCCGCCGCCCCCGGCACGCGGGCCCGACGAGGUAACUGUCUCCGACCCUCGCCGCCAGCAGGUGCCCGCGGCCGCGCCCUCUCGCGGGCCGGUCGCGGCGACGGAGCCCCCCGCGUCGCCCCCGCGCAUGUCCGACUCGGUGGGCGACCCCCCGCCCGUCAGCUCGGGCGGGGCCCGCCCCUUGCCGCACAUCCAGCAGCUGUUGGCCAACCUGCAGGAUGUUUGGCCGUUCCAGACGUUCAGCAACUCACGGGGCCACCGAACGGUCACAGACGCGUUCGAACCCGAGCAAAACCACACCGAGGAGUCGGACGAGAUGGACGGCAUGGAUGCCCUCGGCUCGUUUGUCAUCCUGGGGAAAGGUAAACCCGAGAACUUAAAGUUUGAUUGGGUUAUUUCCGAGUGGUCAAAAUGUUCUGAAUCGUGUGGUGGAAGUGGUUUCCAGAUGCGGGCUGCGCACUGCACGGUCCAGCUGCACAACAACACGCAGAGCGUGGACCGCGCGCUGUGCGAGGACGCCGGCCUGGAGCAGCCCUCCACACUGCAGAAGUGCGGCAACGACAACUGUCCCAGGUGGACCCCCGGGGCGUGGUCCCCGUGCGAGGUCUCCCGCUGCUUCACGUGGAACACGGCCAUGCAGAGGCGCGACACCAAGUGCCAGCUGAGCAACGGGACGGAGGCGGACGCCCGCCUGUGCGGGGAGGAGCGGCCGCCGCAGCGGCAGGAGUGCUACAACGACAAGUGCAAGGGCACCUGGAAGGUCGGCGAGUGGUCCGAGUGCGCGGCGCCCUGCGAGACCCAGGGCAUCAAGUACCGCAUCCUGCAGUGCGUGUGGUUCGGCACCAAGAAGCCGGCGGGCAACGCGUGCCGCGACCAGCCCCGGCCCUCCGUCAUGAAGGUGUGCAAGGGCCUGCCUUGCAGCCACGUGUCGGAAUGUAAAGACAGGUCCAAGUAUUGUCAGAAUGUGAAGGCAAUGAAUCUAUGCAGGAUCACCAGGUACCACUACCAAUGCUGCCAGGCCUGUCGUAACAGGGGCUAGAAAAUUAGUUACAUUCUCAGAAUAUUGUUUGCAACGUAGCGAAUAUGCAGAAACAUACUGGUCAAAAGACAGUCCACCAUCUGCUGGUAGUGCACGACUAAGGAAAUUGCAAAGGUUUUCACGAUGGUUCGAAAGACUCACCAAAUAUGGGUCGUUAUAAACAUACUUUUUGUUUGUUUUUUUUAAGCAUUAUCUGUGACUAACAGUGACGUGCGUUAUUUUCAUGGUAGUUUGCCAAGUGAGAAUCGUGGACCAGAAAAGAAACCAACAAUUAGCGCGCGUAAAGAAAGUGGCAUGGUGCAUUGAGCUCUGCCGAGUAGAAGCAUGUGAUUGGUGCUUUUGAACGAGCUCUCAUCCACAUCGUCAGCGGGAAGAGAAGAUGGUGGAGGAGCUGGGCUUGAAGCGAACGUGACAACCUACAAGUGUCUGUGUUGUCGUGUGUAACUAGAUCAAUGGUUGCUUCGAUGUAUUGUGAGAAAGCGUUGCUUGCUAUGCGUUACUUUAUGUUGCCUUGUUGACUCAUGUGCACAAUCAGAAUUUUCUACGAUGAUUGUAAAUGUUCGGUCCAUUUGAAAUAGCACUGCACAUUUUGUUUUGCCUUUACACGAUAACUGUACAAAAUUGUCAUGUAAUUCCACCUACUCCUGCUGUCGGAAUUGUUCUCAACAUCUUACUUGUACAUAAAGUAAUUAGGUUUAUGUAGUUCAUAUUAGAAAACAUUGUCCUCCUAGAUACCCAUAAUUAUUACAAAUAUAGAUUUUUAUUGAUUCAAAGUUGCCACAGGUGUUUGCCAGUCUGCAUACUUAAAUAUAUUACAUAUUUAUGAAUGAUUCCUUAAUAUGCUAUUUUAUUAAUUUAUCUAUAUCAGUCACAAAGUUUAUACAUAUGUGUAUGCAUGUAGCCAAAGCGAACCCUAUUUCCAAGUGUGUUUUUUUUUUUUAUGAAAAGACACUAAAAAGGAGCUUGUGUUCAUUCACCUUACUUUUAUCAACAAAUUUAGUUACCAGGAUUCAUUUAAGUUAUUAUAGAAUUAUAUCAUCUUAGUAAAAUGCAUGAUCUAAAAUCUAAAUAAAAAAAGGCACUGUAUAUAAUACUUUGUAUGCAAUACAGUUGUAUAAUACAGUGUUACACACUGAAUUCAAUAUACCAACCUUUUCUUUUAUAUAAGUAAUUUUGUUGUAGCUGACAUUAUCAAGACCACACAUUAAGAAUUCCAGUUCUUUGUUUGUCAAAAUUGGUACUUAUUUGGUACCCGCCUUAAUUUUUAAGUUUUACAAGCUCAUAAUUCUAAAUAAUAGUUCAUGAUUUAGUAUAAUGCAUUUAAGAAUAUUAUUGGUAAUUGUGCAAAAUGCCUGGCAUAAGUCAUGAAUCAUGAUUAGGGACAUGAUUUUAUGGUUUUAUAUUUAGGUAAAUUUCAUUUUUAAUACAGGGGAUUUCAGUGUUGUUUUUAUAUUAUGUUUAUUCAUAAAAAUGUUGUAUUUUUAAACAAAUAAGAUACUAAAAUAUUUCUUAGCUCUUAUUUCACCAAAGUAGUCUCAUUUUGACUGACAAGUGAUGCACUUAUACAAUAAAAUAAUUUGUAAUUAGUAUGACUUGAAAAGAACUAGUACUUGGAAAAAUAAAAAUAAGUCAGCAUAUUUUUGAGUAUUUGAAAAAUGUGAAUGUGAUUCACGUUAACUAUGUAACUUUUACAUUUUGGUACAAAAGUCAUGCUAAAUAAUUACAUUCAAUGAAUUUAUAAUGAUACAAGAUAACAUAUUUGUGGUUUUAGCUCAAUUUUGUCCAAUUUCUGAUUGAUUUCAUUUUUUUUAGUUAAAUUUUGGUGCUAUGUGUUGUAUAAACAUGCUUUGUGGUGUAAUUUUGAUUUUAUCACAAUUCAUAUAAUCUUGUUCCUAAUCAUGAUCUAUUAGUACCCAAUCAAGGACCCAUAAGAUUCUGACUUUAUUGUAACCCGAAGGACUUACUGUUUAAAUGUUUUAUACUCAACCAAAACCUGUGACUUUUUUUUUAUUGUCCUGUUACAAUUUUUAUCAGUACUAAGCAAAUAUUUUAGAGUAAUUAAUCAAAACAGUAGAUCAUAUUUUUAUGUAAUAACAAUAACUAAUGUACUGUUUGGAUAUUAUGCUUCAAUUCAAAUGGAAGGUUGACUUCUAGCAUUACUGGAAAAUGGGCAUCACUAUAAGCAAAUUUUGGAUGAAUUUAUUUAUCAUACGGAAAACCAAAAUACACAGUUUGGUUUAUACUUGCCACAAUCUGUCGGUUUACAAAGUAGGCUAAACUUAAUUAUGCCAACUAAUUAAAAUGAACAAUGUUAGGAAAUCUUAAAAGUACGGUACAAAUCUUACUAUAAACAUUUUAUAUGCUCAUGUUGAUAUCAUAAAUAUAAUUAUGUUCCUAACAAAUAUGUCUCGCAGGAUAGUACAAUAGCCAUUAAACAUAUUUAUUUAUGGAUAAUCAGAAUAAUUGAUCAAAUUAAUCAACUGAAGUAAGAUAAAAUUAAGAUUUUUAAAAACAAAGUAGGAAAAAAUUUAUGUAAGCAUUUCAACAUUCACAAGCUUCCUAUUUUUUGUUACAAUGUGAUCAUAAUGUGCAUUUGCAUUACCUGCUGUGUUGUAAAACCAUUCUCUUUUCAUUGGUUGUUCAGAGUACAUUACUGGUACUUGAAUGUGUUCGAACAUACAGCUUCCAAUAUAAAAGUGAAUUAGUUUUGUGCUGAGAAAAUGUGUUCAAAUUUGUUGUAAAGUAUGUGAGAAACGAUGAUUGUAAGUAUGCAAAUUGUGUUCGAAACACACUUUUUCGCAUUGAGUUUGGUACUAGCUACUAGCAUGUUAAUUUAACAUGAACAUCCCUUUUGUAACCAGUGGAACCAGUACAGUAUUAAUUCACAUAGUUAUAUGUAGCUUUAGAUGACCAUAGAUUUUAAAAUAAUUUUAGUUGUUGAUCUCUCUGGGUGUUUCCAGCAUAAUAUUAGCAUAACUGCAUUCACCAAAUGCAAUGACAAUUAACUUGUAAUUAGGAAGACUACUUACUACGCAUAGCAAUACAUGACAUGUUUGAAUAGUUUUUUGCUGUUAAUGAAAUAUUCAACAAAAAAUGUUAUUGGAGUUAUAUAGGAAUAUAAAUUUGUUGAUCAGAUGAAAUCGUAAAAGUUUAAAAUACCGUACAAAAAUAACCACGGAUGAGUUAUUUAUCCUAUUCACGGAAGAAAGGUGUUGUGCAAUCACAGUUAAUUUUCAUUGUUUUUCCCAUUUUUGCUAACAGUUUUCCGUUUGCAUGCUGUAAGAUAUUUCUUUCCAUGAAUGUUGAAUAAAAAAUUUUAGCCUUUGGUUUUGAAUUUUUUUUCUUUGGGUAUAACUGUGAAGAUUAAGGCACAUACCUGGUGGCUAUAGGUGACAGUUUCCAACAUAGUUGUCACAUUUGUGUAAUCUUGUACUGUGAUUUUGACUGAUGUUAGGAAAAUGUUUUAAUCUAAUGAUUAAGUCAAUGUUACAAAUUACGUGUUUCUCUGUACCAUUGGCAAAAAAAAAUUGUACAUUUUGUUUUAGGAAGCUUAAUUGGGCAUGUACAUUGAAAAAACUAAUAAAACCACUUCUGUGGAGUGGUUUAUAUUGCAAUACAUUGAAGGUAAUGAAUUAAUAAUAGAUAUAUAAUAUAUACAUUGUUGUAUAUGUUCUGUACAUCUGAAACUGCUCUUGUUGAUAUAAUAUGUUUAUUUUACAAUAAAUCAUGAAUACAUUCCCUGUA